CUGGCAGAAAGUUCCCGCCGAUUUUUCGAUCCUUCACCUUAUCUUUCACGACACGUUCCUGCGCGCCCACCUUUUCUCUUCUUUGCGCUUUGCUUUCCCUUUUUUUCAUAGAUUCAUCUAUUAGUCGAUAACAUACCGAUCAUGGAUGGGGAUAUUCCCGUCACCAGCACCGAUGCCAGUCGGGAGAUGAGCCGGCUUUGGCGCACCUGGAAGACGGUGCAUGAAAUGCUUGCAGACCGAGGCUACGAGGUGUCAGAAGAGGAGCUGAAGGUUUCUCUUGAAGAGUUCGCGCGGAAAUAUGCAGACCCUAUGGGAUACCCUGACCGGAAAAGAAUGACAAUCCAAGCACGCCCCACCGAGGAAAUGAAGAUGAAAUACACUGCGCUGCCGACCAAAUCCAACCCGAACCCUCAGCCCGACUGCGGCACUAUCUACGUCGAGUUCUGCCCCGAGGCCUCUGGACUCGGUGCCAAGCAAGUGCGCGCAUUCAACCACGCCGUUUCCGAGAACAACUUCCACACCGGCAUCUUCAUCACUCAGGUCCCCCUAUCGCCCACCGCCGUGCGCAUGCUCAACAUCAACCCCGGCCGCAUCGGUGAGACCUUCCAGGAACAGGAUCUACUUGUCAACAUCACCCGCCACGAGCUGGUCCCCAAGCACGUCCUCCUCAGCCCGGAAGAGAAGGCCAAGCUGUUGCAGCGUUACCGACUUAAGGAGUCGCAGCUGCCCCGUAUGCAGGUCUCGGAUCCCGUCUCGCGAUACUUGGGUCUGCGCCGCGGCCAGGUCGUGAAGAUCAUCCGUAAGAGUGAGACUGCUGGUCGUUAUGCCAGCUACCGGUGGGUGAUCUAAAAAGGGUCCCCAGACGAGCUUGGUCCCGGUUUUACUUCUUUUUUUUUUGGGUCUCACCUUCUCUCGCCUUCAAUGGCCCGAUCACCGGGUUUCGAGAUCAUGUGAGAACCGAUACCCCAACGCGCAUCAAGUCCCUCCCCAACUCGGUCCUUUCUGCUGUGCGACAUACAUCCCGUCGCCCUAUCCUUUCACCUCGAGCUUUGAAUGCCUACAGGAAAGGAAGGGUAUAGGCGGCCUGCGCCAGACGACACCAGGUGGGGACUGGAUCCGGAGUUUUUCUUGCACCACACACAAACACAAAAAAGGUUAGUCCGCUUGUAUUAUGGGCAGCAUAGGCGUACUGGCGAAGUUUCUCCAUCAUCCACGGGGGCCGGGGGCUG
Penicillium brasilianum is the source of this 1229-nucleotide messenger RNA. NCBI's taxonomy places the organism in Eukaryota, Fungi, Ascomycota, Eurotiomycetes, Eurotiales, Aspergillaceae. The record is from the annotation of a GenBank genome assembly.